This is a messenger RNA of Lotus japonicus, 1579 nucleotides long. Its product is annotated as thioredoxin-like protein YLS8. The transcript has 5 exons. The coding region runs from base 994 to 1401 and encodes 135 amino acids. NCBI's taxonomy places the organism in Eukaryota, Viridiplantae, Streptophyta, Magnoliopsida, Fabales, Fabaceae. The record is from RefSeq and is a predicted model, not a curated record. Gene Ontology annotation, biological process: mRNA splicing, via spliceosome. Gene Ontology annotation, cellular component: spliceosomal complex; U4/U6 x U5 tri-snRNP complex; U5 snRNP.
AGCAUUCUAAUAAGUGAAAGAUAUCAAUCUUUAUCUGUCUUGGAUGGAGAAAGUAAAUUAAAUGAUUAGAAUAAGAACCUAUUAAGCAUUUCUUUUGAGUUUUGAGCCUAGUCCCCUCUUCAAUCUUAACCGAGUUCGCAUCGCAACGCAGGUUCUUUUCUCUUGAAGGCUUGAAGGAUGUUACCAACUUGAAACAACUACUUUCCUUAUCUUUCAAUGCUAUCGAUAACUUUGAGCAUGACUGACUUCUUCUUUACUCGAUCAGCAGCUAGAGAGCACUUUUUUCUGUCAGUUUUGAAAAUCUGGGAUGCCACUUUCAACAUAAUGAAUCUGCUAUAAUGACAGACUCAUCUGCUCCUUCAAGCUCAUUGGACGUAUUGUCCAGAGACUACUAUAAUAUGUCUUGCACUUCUUGUGGCCAAAGUAGAACUUAUAAAAGACUUGGGCUUGAGUUAGGUCCGGUCUAAAUUCUAAUAUGGGUAUCGUAGGACCUGGUGCUACGGAGUUUGAUCUAUGUUGCCGCAGUAUUCUAGUAAAAAAAUUGAACCUCAUCAACUUAAGCUUUUGAUAUAGUUGAUCUGUGACAGUUCUUAAUUUGUGUUAGUUGGCUUUGCUUUUCGAUGUAUCUCGCUCAAUGAAGCGUGUUUAUACUGCUGCCACAGCUUAUCACUAGCAAAUUUCACCAUAUUGAUUUCAAUCCUAAUGAGUACUUAAAGUUAAGCAUGCACAGUUGAUUAAAGCUAGUUCAGUUCCUUAAUGCUAUUCACACCAGAGAAAUUCUCAUGUCACAUUUUAAUUCUUUACAAGACAUCCUUGACCUCAAGGAAAUUAGUCAAGAGAUUUCUGUUUGAUCUGCAACCAUGGUUCUUGAAUAGCAUUUUCGUCAGCUGUGUUCCUUUGAACUAUUUUCUGUUAUUCAUUAACAUCAUGUUUCUUCACUACAACACAAGCGUCAUAUGCCAGUUCUUGAUUUUAGGUGGAUGAGGUGAUGACAUGAUGCUAUUUCCGGUCGUAGUUAAAUGUAGCCACAAUGCGGUUGUGUGGCUGAGUAGUGUUGUUUGCGCUAGUAUUAUGACUUCGAACAGACCUAAUAAGAGAAGGGUGCAGAUAUGUCGUACCUGUUGCCUCACUUGCAUUCAGGAUGGGCUGUGGAUCAGGCAAUCCUUGCUGAGGAAGAGCGUCUUGUUGUCAUCCGCUUCGGUCACGAUUGGGAUGAGACCUGCAUGCAGAAACAAGCACAUCAUGAUAGAUCUUGGCACUGGUAACAACAACAAGAUCAAUUGGGCUAUGAAGGACAAGCAGGAGUUCAUUGACAUCAUUGAGACCGUCUACAGAGGGGCAAGGAAGGGACGUGGUCUCGUCAUUGCCCCCAAAGAUUACUCCACCAAGUACCGUUACUAAAAGCAUAUCUCUUCCAAAACUAUAGUAAACUCUGUAUUUGCACUCUGCUGCAAAACCUGAUUCAAGAUUUUACUAUCCCGUAUGCCUAUUGUGUAUAGGACUAUGAGUGUGACUGUCAUUCAGAAUAUUAAACUUAUCUGUCUUCUUAAACUAUGACUAGUCUGCUCUGUUCUGCUAA